AUUUCAACUCAACAGAGCUAGUAUUAAAUAGUGUGUUAAUACAUUCGGCACGUUACAAAGUGAAACUGUUUUUCCCGAUUUUUGAAAUGUGUAGUACUCAACAUAUAUGAAAGUGAUAUGUACAUGAAGCUAUACCCGGAAUGUCGUAAUUUAAUCCAAAAUUCCCCUUCUCGCCCUCCAGUAUUGAUAUUGUGAAAGUAUGUGAAUGGAAAAUGCAUCAUUUUCCUGCUUCGAAAGGGGACUCGUUAUGUCCUCUAGGAUUUCAUCCGCAAGUUAGGUGGCCUACACGAUGUAAAAGAUGUUUUCGGGACUACAAGGAACAUUACAACCGCAAGAAAGAAGAAGAUGUUCUCCGGAAGGAUUCAAUUACUGCAUCAUCCCCAUCCAUAUCUAAUAGUUUAGCUUCAAAAACUAAUUACCCACGAAGUUGGGCAUCGAGCGACAAUUUAUACGAAGGAAAACUAGAGAAUGAACUAACUGAGUAUAAAUCCACAUUAGAUUUAGUCAAUUUAGAGGACAAUUCUUCGGCUAUAACGACAGUAAAUUUGCGAUUACCUAAACGUCGAGUUAAUUCUAUUGAUCAAUCAGGUAAAGACAAUGAUACGGAAAAAAAUAAAAACAAGCAUUCAACAACCGAGAACGGUAAAAAGGAAGAGAACGAUUUGCAGAGAAUACAAAUAAAAGAGGUGAAGUCUUUAUCUUACGGACCUACUAACAAUGAUGUACAAUUUGUCAUACAGGUUAAAAAAAAACCUGAGAAAAAAGCACCUGAAGGUAUUGCAGAAAAUAAUUCUGAUCACACGGAGGUUAACGGUAUUGAAAAACCAAAUUUAGAGCUAAAGAAAAAAUUGGAAGAGGUUCGGAGUGAACUCGAAGCUACAAAACAAAAAUGUGAUCGAUUGGAGAAGGAAAAACGGGAAGUUAUCCUACGAAGGUUGCCCUCUAUGGAUAGUUCGAAUAAAUAUAAUUUUGAGUAUAACAAACUUCAACAAAAAUACAACGAUCUCCAGAAAGAAGUUAAUCAAUACAAGGACGAUAAAUCAUCGUUACAAGUGAAAAUAAAGAUUUUGGAGGAUGAAUUAAAACGAUACCCGAAAGUGAAUGAAAGGAGUACAAAUAAUUUGGAAGACUUGAUGUCUAAACUGAAAACUACAGAGCAAUUUUGUGAAGAACUCAUGGAUGAAAAUGAAAGUCUCAAGAAGGAACUGCGUGAAAUGGAAGAGCAAGUUGAAGAAAUGCAGGAUAAUUUCAGAGAGGACCAACUGGCAGAAUAUGCAGAUCUUAAAAAACAGGUUGAAAUGCACACAAAAAAUUGCCGAAUUCUUUCUUUCAAACUGAGAAAGGCGGAAAAGCGGAACGACCAGUAUGAACUCGAGAAACAGGAAUUGGAAAAAAAGUUGAAAGAGUUUUCAGAGAAUCAAGCAGAUAGUUUUACUUUGGAGAAAAUAAAGAAACUAGAGCAAGACCUCGCAGAUUCUACCAAUGUAUCCACGAAGUUACAGAAUGAGCUUGGUCUGUUGAAUGAGAAGCUGUCGGAAUACGAAUCGAUCAAAACAGAAAAAAAAGAAACUAAAAAAACGGAAGUUAAGAAAAUCUCACGUCAAUCCCUUAUUAGAAGUGGUUCUCAAGAAGAACCAAUUAUACAAGCACAGGUGCCAGCUGCGACAGAAAUUGAACGCGAUUUGAGGGAACAGCUUAAAUUCUCGGAAGAAGAGGUCCAAAACCUUCGUAAGAUGAUAUCCAGAAUGGAAAACGAAAAUGAAGUUUUGCUGCAACAGAUGAAGAAACUCACAGCACGUAUAAGAAGUAAACCCGGAGCCAAUGUAGAUUUGAUGGAUGAUGACGAACUCAAAUUACAAAUAGAACUAACCGAACAAGAAAUUUCUCCCAUGAAAUUAAGGAAUAAUUUGGAUAUUUCAUCAAAAAAAUUAGAGGGAACAUCGAGAAAAUCUACUGAAGAAAGAACAAACAAGAAACUAGUGGAAUCAGAACAACUAAUUAAAGAACUAAGAGCGAAUAUCGAAGAAGAAAGGUUAAAAGUGAAACAAAAACAAACAGAUCUAACAAAAUCAAAGAAGAAGUGGGAGAAUGAAUCGAAAAAAUUCAAAAUAGAAAUAGAGAAUUUAGAAAUGAUGAAUAAGAAUUUGAAUGAAUCUCUCAGAAAUAAUGAGGCUACAAUAAUGAAAUUGGAGAAACAAAAUUCCAGUAACAAAUCUCUAAUUAGUGAAAUAGAUAAAUUGAAAGCUGAAUUAGAUUUGAAAAAAUCAGAAAUAGCUACGUUACAAAACGAACUCGGCUAUUUCAAGUCUCAGGCAGACGAAGUGAGUAAACGUCUCAACAACUUGGUGUCCGAUAAAACAAAUACGGAUGAACAAUUUGGCAAGAAAAUAAAACAACUAGAAUUGGAUGUCAAGUGUGAAAAGAAAAAAGCGGAACUUUUGAAAAAGGAGCUAGAGGAUAGAAAUAGUGAGUUGAAGGUCUUGAAAUUACAAAUAAAUAAAAAUGAUACCAGUAUUGAGUCCAAAUUCCAAAAGAAAAUUGAUGAACUGAAUGAAAAUAAUAAAAAAUUGUCAACGAAUCUGAAGGAAACCGAAGAAAAGUUCAGAGAUCUAAUGGCGAAGCAUGAAGACUUAGAAGAAGAAUUUUCCCUCACAAAAGCGAAAAUGGAAGUGGAAAAGGAAACAAUGAAUAACGAACUGCAAACUAUGAAACAAAGACUGAACAACAUGAUAGCCGAGAAGAGAGAAAUGGAAGAAGAAUUCGAAAAGCAACGCCAUAAUUGGUACACGGAAAAAACAAAAAUGCAGGAAAACUUUAAAUCUAUAGGUACGAAUGGAGAGAGCAACGAUCUGGAUAAGAAGAGAUACAAUUCUUUAAUAGCAGAAAAACAAUCUGAACUUGAUAAAUUCAUGAAAGAAAACGAGUCAUUAACGUAUCAAAUAGAUUAUAUGAAGAGGGAAAGCGACGAAAUAAAGAGGAAAUUGGAUGAUUACGAAAAGGUGAAUAAAGUCCAAAGGAACAUUAGUGCCGAUACGUCCGCUAUGGAUAAAGAAAUGAGAGAAAUGAAAAGGAAAGUUGAAUUGAUUGAAAAGGCGAAAAAGGCUGAGGUUCUCAAAUGUAAAAUGAGCUUCGAGGAACAGCUCGCGACUGUGAACAACGAAUUGAGAUUGCUUCAAAGUCAAACGGUGAGAUUCAAACGGGAAAGAGACACUUACAAAAAUAUGCUAGAAUCGGCAAAAAAGAGCAUGGGAAACUUAAAAUAUAGAAGAGAGGUUGGAAACCGCUUCGAGAAUGGCAGUGUUAAUACUGAAGCCUUAGAAGCUCAGUUGAGUUCUUUAGAAGAUGAAAUGUCGGAAGCGAAACUAGAAUGUUCAAAAUUAAAAACACAACUUGUUUCUGAUAAGUCCAAUUAUGAAGUAAAAAUACUAGAGAUGCAAACAAGAAUAAACGAACUCGAAGAGGAAAAGAUCUUAAGCAGCGGUAGAACGAAAAUAGCAGGUUUGAGGACAAGGAUGGAACUUUCAUGGCAGAAAGAAAGGGAAGAACAACAGCGGCUUGUUCAAGAAACGGCAACUUUAGCUAGAGAUUUGAGACAGACAUUAAUAGAAGUUGAGAAAGAAAGGGAUAAAGAAAGGCUAGAGGCGAAGAGAAAAUUGGAACAGUUGAAGAAGUCUGUUGAAGAAGAACAAAUAGAGGCCAAAAAAAAAAUUAAAGAUUUACAGUGUGAUUUAUUAGAGUUACGAGAUGCUCACGCUAAAUUACGCACAACUAAUGAAAGAUUAAAAAGGGAAAAGGAUAAAUUGAGAAAGGAUGAAGACAUUAGGGCGAAAUCUCUUAGCCAAAUUAAUCUAAGCGGAUCUAAGGACGUGUUGCUUUUACAAAAUAUUGAAACAUUGAAAUGUCUUGCCAAUGAAGUCGAUCUAUUGAAUCUAGAUGAAAAACAAAGAGGAAAAAUAAUGACACCAGAGGAUAAAAAGGAUAAACUGUAUAACGUUGUGAAUAGUCUUUUGAAUAUUUCUCGAGAGCUCUUCGGCGAAAUGAGGGAAAUUGAAAAAGAGAAAUUGAUGAUUCCUCGUAGAAAGCCGAGAUCCGAAGUAAACACCGAGAAUUCCACGAGAGUGAACCGACAGGGUAGCCUAAAAAGGAGAAGUUUGUCAUUGGAACAAACAUCGGCAGUUCCAAGAGAGCAAAAUAUUUGGCAAACUGAUCAAGGGAGUAUGUCGAGUUUAAGGUCUGCAAAUUCUGAUUUAGAUAUGUAUGAUAAUAUGUCUGAUACGUCAGUGCAGAGCGAGACAGUGAAAAAAAAGAAGAAGGGAAUUAUGGGUAAACUUCGGAAGAUGACCAAAUCGAAAAGCGUGGAUGAGGGUGACUCAGGAGUUCUAAGUAGUUUUCUAGGGAAAAAACCCAGUUCAUUAGAGAAUUUGAAUAAUGCUUUUUCUGGUAUUUUCAAACGAGGAGGAUCUUCGUCGAGAAGUAAUAGUAUGGAGAGGACUAAACCACCAGAUCAAAAGUAUGACUCCAGUUCGAGGCAAAGACCGUUAAUGAAGAUGAAGAGUGAAAGUCCAGCUAGAUAAUUUGUCAAAUAUUAUAAUUUUUAUCCGGAUAAUCCUGAUAUUCAACAUUUAUUUCUGGAAAUUUCGAUGAUAUGUUCCUAUUUAUCACAGAUGUUACCAGUUCUGUUUCUAUUUUUCAUUCUUAUGAAAAAUGAAAAUCGAAAAAAUUAUAAAAUACAUAAAUUGGUUAAUACAGGUCGAUUUUGGGAUACGUUGUGAAAGAAACAAUCAAUUUUU
Coccinella septempunctata (seven-spotted ladybird) is the source of this 4790-nucleotide messenger RNA. Its product is annotated as myosin-2 heavy chain-like. The coding region runs from base 213 to 4574 and encodes 1453 amino acids. The record is from RefSeq and is a predicted model, not a curated record. The transcript has 23 exons. Lineage: Eukaryota; Metazoa; Arthropoda; Insecta; Coleoptera; Coccinellidae.